Messenger RNA from Gaeumannomyces tritici R3-111a-1, 213 nucleotides. RefSeq lists its product as hypothetical. The coding region runs from base 1 to 213 and encodes 70 amino acids. The record is from RefSeq and is a predicted model, not a curated record. The transcript has 4 exons. NCBI's taxonomy places the organism in Eukaryota, Fungi, Ascomycota, Sordariomycetes, Magnaporthales, Magnaporthaceae.
AUGGCUUUUGUCAACGCGAAGAACAAGGUGCCCGAGUACCAGCGCUUCUACCAGGCGCAAUACCGGAACCACGUGCGCCUCUGGAAGAUCCACCCCAGGAGCAAGUUCCUGCUCACCCCCUUCCUCAUCGCCAUGUGGGGAACCUUCGGCCUGAGCAUGUGGGGUCUUGGUCGGAAGGCUGCGGGCUACAACUCCUACUGGGGCAAGGAGUAG